Molecule: messenger RNA, 2940 nt
Organism: Blepharisma stoltei
Lineage: Eukaryota; Ciliophora; Heterotrichea; Heterotrichida; Blepharismidae
Source: the annotation of a GenBank genome assembly
AUGGAAUACGCACUGAAAACCUGAUUUUUCCUGAAGUAUGGAUGCAUUGAAAGCAAAAGACACAAAGUCCACUUCACACUUGCGCUACUAAGCUGCAUUAUUGUUGUCACAGUGGCCUGCGUCAUUCAAACUGUACUAUACCACGCUCCCUUGAUUUUUCUCCGCACAGCAGAGGGGAGUUCUGGCGAAAUUGAUAUUAAGCUGACAUCUGAAAACGAGAACUAUUAUCUGAACAAAACCAGAAUUGAAGAACUUAUCAGUGACAAAACAGCACCCAGAGUCGUUUUUGGGAAUUCCAGGGCGAAUUGUGUGCAUUGCUCGACAUCAGACAAAAAGGCUAACAUCUAUUUUAUUGACACCAAAAGAGAAAAAGACAUCGAGCUGGGCAGAGAAUAUCCCUAUGACCCUCUAAAGCUUGGAGAAUGCAUGAUUCAUAAAAAACUCGCCUUAGCUUUACACAUAGAAAAAGGAGAUAAGAUUUCGCUUUACGAUUUGGACGUAAACUGAUGGCGAUCAGUUUUCCAAAGCUUUACUUAUGAAAAAAAUAUAACUGUCCCGUCUUCUUUUGCGAUGUUUUACUUUACACUUGAGUUGACUGUUGUGGACAUUUUCAGCAAAGGGUACGGAAAAGUCGCUGAUGGGUCGGCUUCGUCUCUAGUCUUGGCUGAGCUGUCUACACUAUAUCAGUUGUAUUCCCAACAUAUACAAGCAGACAACUAUUGGCCAACAACUCAAGGAUAUUCUGAAUUUCUAACGUACUUGGACACCCACAGCGCUUCUGACCUCUCCACCCACAUACUCAUCAGCAUGCCGAAGCCUCGCACUGACACUUAUAUGACCUCAAAUUAUGACAAUAUCCAGAAAAAAGUCACUCAUAAGGCUUCUGGGAUAGUCGAUGACCUUGGAUUUUAUCCAGUUUCUGUAGAUUUGCCAAUUAUGGACGAGCUGCAGCCACUUCAAUAUGUGACAAUUUUCCUUGGGAUUUUAUUGGACUUAAUUUUAGUCAUUUUAUUUGCAUUAAGCGUGAUUUUAAUAUACAGCUUACUGCUUGUGUCAAUUGAGACAAAAACCUUUGAAUUAGGAGUCAUUAGGGUCCUUGGACUUACAAAGACAGGGAUGGUCUUUAUGCUGGUCACCCAAACAAUGAUUUUUGUGAUCCCUGCAAUUAUUAUUGGGAUUUUUCUAUCCUUUGGCUGCAAUAAAAUCAUUUCGGAUAUGUUUGAAGAACAAAUUGGGGUUGGAUUCUCUCCAGAGCCUACCCCUGAUGCAGUUGGCAUAGCCAUUAUGAUCGGUUUUUUAAUGCCAAUAAUUGCUGGAAUGUCUCCUCUCAGACAAAUAUUUUACAGCAACUUAGCAGAGUCUUUAGAUGUGUCGCAUUCAAAAUCCAAAGCAGUCAGUAUCAAGAUUGAAGGCAGUGAUAGCGUGGUUAAAAGAACCAUUGUGUGGUUUGGAUUUGUAACGGUGGUCUUUGGGUUUGUGGUAUACUUAUUACUCCCUCUUGCAUUAUUAUCAUUUAAUUUGCAGCUGCUACUUGGAAUAUUCCUAGCAAUCCUUAUUGCAUUUUUGCUGGGUCUUGUGCUGCUCUCAAUGAACUUUCAGUAUCUUUUUGAAAGGGCGACAGUUUUGCUUUUCUUCUGGUGGGAAUCGUCAGCUAUGAGGCUAAUGAUAGUUAAAAAUCUAGCUGCACAUAGGCUGAGAAAUAGAAAAACAACUGUUAUGUAUGCGUUGGCGCUUGCGUUUAUUAUAUUUUUAUCAGUUAUGGCUGAAAUGCAGCUUACAGCUGCAUCAUAUAGAAAUUUGCAGUCACAUGGAGUAAAAUUAGUAGUCCAAGCAGACCCCAAAACUGACGAUAUCCUUCCCAGCCACAAUCUUCAGCUAGUUGUCGACAAUUAUGGUGACAUCAUUGAUUCCUAUUCUUGGGUUACAAAAGAACUGAUCCAAGUAAUCGAUGAAGCAGAUGCCACUUUGCUUAAAAAUCUCGGCAAAGCAUAUGAAUAUAAUGUACAGAUCUAUGGAGUUUCCCCAAAUCUGAUUGACACCAUUUUUGGUGAAUUUGUGAUUGUGACUGACAGAGAUACAUCGACUGGGCUUUCGCUAUCUGAGCAGCUUUACACCCCAGAAGGGACACAAGGAGCACUUAUGGGGACUUUAUAUGAGGACAUGCUCGAUCUGAGUGUGUCUCCGAACUCUACAUUUUUGGUACAAGUUUAUGCUCCUUAUGAUAACUUUUUUAGAGUAAUGCGGCCAAUUGCAUUUGCUGAGUCCUUUUCAGGCUUUGUCAUGUCGAAAUUCCCAAAGAACAAAAAACAAAGCUUUUUAGUGAGCAUCCCAACAUGGCAAGACUUAGCUGGAAAAUACGCUGAAUCUGCUAAUAAUGUGCCAAUGGGGUAUUUAAUGAUAAAACUGGCAACAAGUGACGGUGAUUUAAUCGACAAGCUUUAUACUGACCUAAAUGAAGUUAUCUCAUAUAAUGACGACUUGUCAAUUUGGGAUUAUAGAGACAGCCAAAGCACAGCCCAACAAAGUGCAGGACUAAUGAGCACUGUUUUUUCAUUAGUCACCCUUAUAGCUAUGUUUUUGUGCUUCUUUUCUCUUGUCUCCUCAAUGUCAGCAAAUAUUUUGGAGCAAGCCAAAGAGAUUUCAGUGCUUAGGGCGACUGGGGUGAGGAAAAUUAGAAUCGCGAUUUUGUAUGUAUAUGAAGCUUUUGUGCUGCUUUUUUCAGCUGGCCUUAUGGGGAUUAUGAUAGGGACUUUUGUAGCGUGGACCAUGUCUGUGCAGCAGGUGAUGUUCAAUGAUAUACCAAUGCCAUUUAUUUUCCCUUGGGAAAUCACUAUUGCAGUGUUUGUGGGGAGUAUUAUUUGUGCAUUUUUGGCGUCAUUUUUCCCUUCGAGGAAACUGGUGGCGAAGCCUAUUGCGGAGUUGAUGAGAACAUUGUCUUAG